This is a messenger RNA of Acanthamoeba castellanii str. Neff, 1719 nucleotides long. RefSeq names its product ATPase, AAA domain containing protein. Gene Ontology annotation, molecular function: ATP binding; ATP hydrolysis activity. The record is from RefSeq and is a predicted model, not a curated record. The transcript is spliced from 12 exons. NCBI's taxonomy places the organism in Eukaryota, Discosea, Longamoebia, Acanthamoebidae. Gene Ontology annotation, cellular component: microtubule cytoskeleton. Bases 1 to 1719 code for a protein of 572 amino acids.
AUGACGCAGGCUAGGGUCGCCAAGACCUGCAGAGGAAGCGAGAGGAUCGCUGCCUUCCAGCAGGCCAUGCAGCUGACUCAGCGCGUGCUCAGCUUCGCUCUCCCCACCGACGCCACCCUUAGGGAGCGCAUGACCAGGUACCACCACACGGCGCAGCAAGUACAGGAGUACUGCGAGAGCGCGGCCAAGGAGGCCUCGCCCAAGCAGCGCGAGAGCCCAGCACCGGCAAGGCCACUGUCUUCGCCCCCUAGGUCGCCGAUCAAGCAGCAGGCGUCGCUCGGCACUCCUCCCUCUUCCUCCCCUCAAGUCACUCCUCCUCCUGCUGCCCAAUACAACGUUCCGGAAUGGGCCUUCAAUAGCGAGGCCGGUGAUAAGGAGGACAUGGCCGGUGAGGAUGACCUCGACAAGCCGUGGUGGGAGCGAAGCGCCAAGGUGACCAGCCUCGACGUGCGCAACAAGGAGAACUGUGCCAACUUCGAUCCGAAGGUGGUCCCGGCGAAGAAGCUGUCACUGGCCACCGUCAAGCGGCUAGCUGCCAGCACUCCGACCAAGCCGCGCGUGGCCAAGGACGCUGCGACCGCUACCCCGCCGCCCAAGACGACUGCCGCCAAGAAGCCCAGCAAAGCGGAAAUUGCUUCGCCAGCGCCUAGUAAGCAUCGCAUCGACGUGGCCUGGGACCGCGACAACGUUGAACAUCUCACUCUGCGUUGCGCUUUCUCUCGCGCUGCCAACAUCUUGCACGCAGACGGGAAGGAGAACAAGGCCAGCAAGCCCGAAGACGCUGCCGCGUCCGACGACCAAAAGCCCGGCGAUGAGUCACUCAAAGGCGUGGAUCCGCGCUUGGUGGAGUUGAUCGAAAACGAGAUCGUGUCGGACUGCGCCAACGUUACCUGGGAGGACAUCAUGGGUUUGCACGGAGCGAAGAAGGCGCUCAAGGAGAUGGUCAUCCUGCCGAUGGAGCGACCGGACUUGUUCGGCGGCCUCUGCGAGCCCGCUCGCGGCUUGCUUCUGUUCGGGCCUCCCGGUAAUGGAAAGACAAUGCUUGCCAAGGCACUUGCCAACAAGUCUAAGGCCACCUUCUUCAACAUCUCGGCGUCUUCUCUUACCUCGAAAUGGAUUGGCGAGGGAGAAAAGUUGGUGCGCGCCCUGUUUGCGGUCGCCAACGCACGACAGCCUUCGAUCAUCUUCAUCGAUGAGAUCGAUUCCCUUCUUUCGUCGCGGAGCAACUCCGAGCACGAGGCGUCGCGAAGGUUGAAGAACGAAUUCCUCAUUCGAUUCGAUGGCGUCACCUCUGCCGGCCCAGGCGAGCGAGUCAUUGUGAUGGGCGCCACGAACCGCCCGGAGGACUUAGACGAGGCCGCGCGGCGAAGGCUCGUGAAGAGGAUUUAUGUGCCGCUGCCCGGAGCAGAUGGACGCCGACACCUCAUCAAGCACCUCAUCAGGAACAAUCACGUGGCGCUCAGCGACAGGGACCUCGACGAUCUGGCCCACCUGACCGACGGCUAUUCGGGCAGCGACCUCACCGCCCUGUGCAAGGAGUCCGCAAUGGAGCCCCUGCGAGAGCUGGGCGAUGGCCUGAAGCAUGUGCGAAAGGAGGACAUCCGGCCGGUGUCAAAAGCUGACUUUGUGCGCUGCACCAGAGUUGUACGUGCGUCUGUGUCGAAGGCGUCGCUGCAGGCCUUCGAGGACUGGAACGGCGAGUAUGGUUGUACCGGCUAG